GUCGGGGCUCUUCAGACAGGCGGUCCCUCUUCCGGGACCCCUUCUUGGGCUGGGCCUCCUUCCUCUCCCGGGAAACCUUCCCUAAGCUCCCAAAUUGCCCAGCCCUGGGGAGCCAGGGCCCGGUUCCCACGCUGGGGAGGAGCGAGAGGAAAAGAGACGACGCCCGGAGGGCCGGCCCAGGGCCCGGGGGACCCGCGGCGCCCGAGGGAGGAGCACUUACUGGGGUGGGCGCAGGGCAGCGCCGCGCCUGCGGCCGCGCUCGCUGGGCCGGGCCGUGAGAACGCGCGGGGCGCGCGGGGGCCGCUGCUCUCCCACCGCCGGGGAGCCCGGGCCGCAGAGCCCUCCAGCCCGGUGCAGCGCCGCGGCCUCCCGCGCGCGGACAGGCGAGAGAGCGGGCGCAGCCUGGGAAUGCCUGCACCCGGGGGGCAGCGGGACUGGAGGUGGUGGCGGGUUUCAGGGCAACUUCACCCGGCGGGCUGCGGCUUGGUUGUACAAAAACUGGAUCCCAGCCAGACACAAUGGCUUGUCCCUGUAAUUCCAGCACUUUGCAAAGCCGAAGCGUGAGAAUUGCCUGAGCCCAGGAGUUAGAGACCGGCCUGGGCAACAUAACAUCCCAGUUACCAGUGUCCUUGAAUUGAUAGUGACUUCUGUUUGUCAGUCUCAUAUAAGAACUACAGCUCAUCAGGAGGAGAUCGCAGCAGGGUAAGAGACACCAACACCAUGUUCUGCACGAAGCUCAAGGAUCUCAAGAUCACAGGAGAGUGUCCUUUCUCCUUACUGGCACCAGGUCAAGUUCCUAAAGAGUCUUCAGAGGAGGCCGCAGGAAGCUCAGAGAUCUGCAGAGCAACUGUGCCCAUCUGUCAAGACAUUCCUGAGAAGAACAUACAAGAAAGUCUUCCUCAAAGAAAAACCAGUCGGAGCCGAGUCUAUCUUCAUACUUUGGCAGAGAGUAUUUGCAAACUGAUUUUCCCAGAGUUUGAACGGCUGAAUCUUGCACUUCAGAGAACAUUGGCAAAGCACAAGAUUAAAGAAAGCAGGAAAUAUUUGGAAAGAGAAGACUUUGAAAAAAUAAUUGCAGAACAAGCAGUUGCAGCAGGAGUUCCAGUGGAGAUCAUCAAAGAAUCUCUUGGUGAAGAGCUUUUUAAAAUAUGUUAUGAGGAAGAUGAAAACAUCCUAGGAGUGGUUGGAGGCACCCUGAAAGAUUUUUUAAACAGCUUUAGUACCCUUCUGAAACAGAGCAGCCAUUGCCAAGAAGCAGGAAAAAGGGGCAGGCUUGAGGAUGCCUCCAUUCUGUGCCUGGAUAAGGAGGACAAUUUUUUACAUGUUUACUACUUCUUCCCUAAGAGAACCACAUCCCUGCUUCUUCCCGGCAUCAUAAAGGCAGCUGCUCAUGUAUUAUAUGAAACUGAAGUAGAAGUGUCAUUAAUGCCUCCCUGCUUCCAUAAUGAUUGCAGCGAGUUUGUGAAUCAGCCCUAUUUGUUGUACUACGUUCAUGUGAAAAGCACCAAACCAUCCCUGUCCCCGAGCAAACCCCAGUCCUCGCUGGUGAUUCCCACAUCGCUCUUCUGCAAGACAUUUCCAUUCCAUUUCAUGUUUGACAAAGAUAUGACAAUUCUGCAAUUUGGCAAUGGCAUUAGAAGGCUGAUGAACAGGAGAGACUUUCAAGGAAAGCCUAACUUUGAAGAAUUCUUUGAAAUUCUGACUCCAAAAAUCAACCAGACGUUUAGCGGGAUCAUGACUAUGUUGAAUAUGCAGUUUGUUGUGCGAGUGAGGAGAUGGGACAACUCUGUGAAGAAAUCUUCAAGGGUUAUGGACCUCAAAGGCCAAAUGAUCUACAUUGUUGAAUCCAGUGCAAUCUUGUUUUUGGGUUCACCCUGUGUGGACAGAUUAGAAGAUUUUACAGGCCGAGGGCUCUACCUCUCAGACAUCCCAAUUCACAAUGCACUGAGGGAUGUGGUCUUGAUAGGGGAACAAGCCCGAGCUCAAGAUGGCCUGAAGAAGAGGCUGGGGAAGCUGAAGGCCACUCUUGAGCAAGCCCACCAAGCCCUGGAAGAGGAGAAGAAAAAGACAGUAGAUCUUUUGUGCUCCAUAUUUCCCUGUGAGGUUGCUCAGCAGCUAUGGCAAGGGCAAGUUGUGCAAGCCAAGAAGUUCAGUAAUGUCACCAUGCUCUUCUCAGACAUCGUUGGGUUCACUGCCAUCUGCUCCCAGUGCUCACCACUGCAGGUCAUCACCAUGCUCAAUGCACUCUACACUCUCUUUGACCAGCAGUGUGGAGAGCUGGAUGUCUACAAGGUGGAGACCAUUGGCGAUGCCUAUUGUGUAGCUGGGGGAUUACACAAAGAGAGUGAUACUCAUGCUGUUCAGAUAGCACUGAUGGCCUUGAAGAUGAUGGAACUCUCUGAUGAAGUUAUGUCUCCCCAUGGAGAACCUAUCAAGAUGCGAAUUGGACUGCAUUCUGGAUCAGUUUUUGCGGGCGUUGUUGGAGUUAAAAUGCCUCGUUACUGUCUUUUUGGAAACAAUGUCACUCUGGCUAACAAAUUUGAGUCCUGCAGUGUACCACGAAAAAUCAAUGUCAGUCCAACAACGUACAGAUUACUCAAAGACUGCCCUGGUUUUGUGUUUACCCCUCGAUCAAGGGAGGAACUUCCACCAAACUUCCCCAGUGAAAUUCCCGGAAUCUGCCAUUUUCUGGAUGCUUACCAACAAGGAACAAACUCAAAACCAUCAUUCCAAAAGAAAAAUGUGGAAGAUGGCAAUGCCAAUUUUUUAGGCAAAGCGUCGGGAAUAGAUUAGCAACCUAUAUGCCUAUUUAUAAGUCUUUGGGGUUUGACUCAUUGAAGAUGUGUAGACCCUCUGAAAGCACUUUAGGAUUGUAGAUGGCUAACGAGCAGUAUUAAAAUUUCAGGAGCCAACUCACAAUGUACUCUUUCUGUCAUUUAACUUAACAAAAUGUGAUCAGUUCAGUACUUCAGCUCUUCUGUUAAAAAGGAAAAAAGAAAGAAAGAAAGCUUAAGAAGUUACUUUUUGGGCAGUAUUUCUUUAUAUAUAACCAUCACUUAUUACCUGUACUCAAAAUUCAGCAUCUUGUACAUAUAUAAGAUAAUUGUAGUCAAUUAUACAAACUGAUGGAGUCACCCGCAAUCUGAAAUCCUGGUGAAAUGCCAUGCGUAUUAAAGUGUGUUUGUGAUAGUGUUGUCUUAAAAAAGGAUUUUGAUUAGAAAUUACAUUUUGACACCGUAAGUUCUUUCAAACUUUCAACUCUGCGUUUUAUUGCACUUUCUCAUUUAACUACCAGCAUAUGUUUGAAUAUACGGUGACCUUUCUAUCUCUAUUGCAUUUUCUUCUUUUUUUCUUUUUAGAAAAUAAGCAAUUAGGGGUUAGAUGCAAUAUGAAUAUAAAAUAGUUCUGUAAAUAUCAAAUAUUAUUUUUAGUUCUUGAAGUUACAAAUACUCUCCAUAGUAAUGUGUGUUAUAACAAUAAAUAUUUCUUUCGUUUGACUCUUAAAAAUUCUACAAUGGUAAAGGCUAUUUUAACUCAUAUUAGUUAUUUAAUUCCUAUUAAUUCAUUUUACUAUCAUGAUAGCUAAGUAUUCAAGAUAAAAGAGGUUUAUGUCUUGUAUUAAAGUGCAGCAGUAUAACUCUAAUCUAAUUUAGCUGAAAGCAACAUGGGAAUAAAGUAAUGGUCCAGAGGACUCACCAUAAAGUACAUUGGUAAAACAUCCACACAUGUACACAUACAUGGAGGCACACUUGGAGCAAUGUGGACCUACUUAGGCAGACAUCGUCUGUUGCCAUGAUGAGCCAUUUACAGUUUUAAGAAGAAAAUCUAAGUAUGGAACUAGAAAUAAGUCUUGUUCUUUUGUGGAUAUCUCAUUUUUCAUGAGUAUUUGGGAUGAACAUUUUGGUGUAUUUUUAUGCACUAAGAAUCAAGUUUUUGUCUCAUUAAAUAUACAUAUAAUAAGUAUUUUUUAUUCUAUUUGAAAUAUCUUGAUUAUUUAAAGACACUCAGUAUUGAUAAAGCAAAUAAGGCAGUGACUAUGUUAUGGAAAUUUCUGAUAUUUUUUUCCAGAGCUUCACCUUCUUUCUUUGGUUUUACUUAAACCUUUAAGCAGAUAUGAUCUUUUAAUUUUAAUUAUGUCAGUUGAAGUUUUCUGGUGAACUAAAAUAUUUACAUUUUGAUUGAGGAUAAGGAUUUGAUUUUUAAAAGCUCAAAUUUAAAGUAAGAAAAAAAUGAAUGUUAAACAGUUUUAAAAUCAAUAUUAGCAGAGCCAUAGAUAUGCUAAACUCUUAAUUUGGGCUCUGAGAAAUAACUCAGUUUAAAAAUUCUUCAAUUGCCUUCAUUUGUGCCCAGGCUUCCCCACCGUGACACCAGGAAUAGUUAUUACUGAUGGGCCUCUAGUAUUCCAAGGGUACUUCUAUAGAUAAUACAAUAAUGUUGUUUACUAAGUGAUAACCCAGUGUCUUACAGGACUGACUUUGACUCAAUGAACACUCACCCUAUUAUUGGAAAGUACCAUAGGUCUUGAGAAAGUAUAGUUAUAACCUCACAAAUAUAUGAAGUUAAAUCACUACUUACAAGGAAAAUAAAAAUGUAAAUACAUUUUCCUUUCUGGGACCGAACUCUUAUGGGAAAAUAAUAGAAAUAAAGAAAAUGUAAUAGCAUAACAUGGAAUGCAGUCUUAAUCAAACAUUUCAGCAGACCUCAAUUUGCUAAUAAUUUGUACUCAAAAAGUUUAUAAUUCAAUUAGAAUUCAGAAAGUAUUUUCUGUGUUUGUGAUGGAUUAGCAUAUAUACAAAACAAAUGUGGGGAAAUGUAUAUAAUCUUGAUGAAAAGUGUGUGGGAGUUUCUUGUACUAUUCAUGCAUCUUUUCUAUAAAUUUGGCAUUUUAUCUAAAUAAAAAGCACCAAAAAAUACUUUCACGGAGAAAUUAAAUCAUCUGCGAUAGGUUCCCCAGACCAGCCUACAAAGGCCCAUUAAAUAUAGAAUAAUCUGUGGAUCUUAAAGAAGAUGAACAAACAUUUCCAUGACAGAGUACAUAUGAAAUUCACAAUUUAGAUGCUAAAACAUUAAAGGAAUUUCUUUUUUCUCUGUCUUAUCUGCUUUGAAGCUUAGAGAUUAGGGAGACACUUUUCAGAUCCAGACCAAUGAUGGUAGCCAGAGUUGAGACCCUGGAGCAUAGAUUCUUAAAAUAAAUAAGGACAAAGUCAGAGCUUGUGAGGUAUUGGGUUUUUUUCUAUAAAUUUGGAAAAAAAAGUGGAAAAACAGGGCCUGUAAUCAGGUUGGGAACUAUGGGUACUGACUUAUGUUGCCAUUUAACUAUCCCAAAAAUAAGAUUGGGUCUCAAGACUGCUUCCCUAACAGACUGUUUCUCCUGAAAAUCCAGGGGCUGUUCCUUCUGUUCUGAUUAUAUAGUUUCCAUUCGUGGCUUCUUGUCCUGUUAUUUUUUUGUGUGUCAAGUGCCUUAUAUAAAUUAGCCCCUUAAACAUAUUUCUCAAGCAAGCACGGAGUUAUAUUGAAGUUUUCUAAAGAUACUUUGCAUCAAGAAGCAAAGAGAAAUACAAAUUAAAAUGUUUCUUCCUAUUUUGCUUUGCCUUUCUAUAUCUAUUUAGACUUAGUAAGAAAAUGCAAAGUGUAUAUUUAAGAAAACCUAAAUAUAAAUAGAUUCAUUUACUCAUUUUCAUUUAUUCAUUCAUCAAGAAUUAUUGAAUGCCUACUAUGUGCCAGGAAUAUUGCUGUAUUUUUGAAAUUUAAGGAUAAAGUAUGGCCCAAUCAAUCAAGAAAGGAAAGUGAAAGACAAAUAUAAGACAUAACAUGGCCGGACGCGGUGGCUCACCCCUGUAAUCCCAGCACUUUGGAAGGCGAGGUGGGUGGAUCAGGAGGUCAAGAGAUCGAGACCAUCCUGGUCAACAUGGUGAAACCCCGUCUCUACUAAAAAUACAAAAAUUAGCUGGGCACGGUGGUGCAUGCCUGUAAUCCCAGCUACUCAGGAGGCUGAGGCAGGAGAAUUGGCUGAACCCAGGAGACGUAGGUUGCGGUGAGCCGAGAUCGCGCCAUUGCACUCCAGCCUGGGUAACAAGAACGAAACUCCGUUUCAAAAAAAGACAUAAUAACACAUUCUGUGUGAGCACAAAGUAGGGGACUCAGUGCUUAGAGAAGUCUUUGGUCUUAGAGUUCAUCAAGCAGAGAAGAAGAAGGCAUGGUCUAGGCAGAUAAAUUACCACACACAAAGAGAUGGGGUCUUGGGGGUGCUAGCACGUUCUGGACAGUCAGUUGCCUGGAAUGAGUUGGGAGUGGGUAGAAUAAGGACGAAAGACCAUCUGGACAAAAAUCACCAAAGAUUAUGUGUGUCAUGUAGAGGUGUGCCAUGAUAGUUAUUAAUAUUACUAUUGUAACCCUAAUAUAUAGUAAUAACUAUACAUGACACAGCUUUACAUGACCUUAAAUAGUUAUCAACAUUAUUACCAUAAUAGUGAUAUUAACUAUAAUAAGAGCUAUUAUUCACUUGAGGCACUUUUUCAAAAUAGAUCUUACAAAAGAAACAAAAAGAAGCAGCAAAAUGAGAAAAAUUAGAUCUAUAUUGGCUUCUGUUUCCCUUUCCAACAGUUUUAAAGCUACUAGAUAGGAGAGGGAUCAAGUCUUCAGGGAAGAGAAUGGUAUGAUCAGAUGUGUUUUCCAAAGACUAUCAGAAAUAGGAUAGUUUUCAAGACCUGGGAAAUAUUUUUGUCCAUGGAUAAGGAUAGAUAGGAUGGGUAUUUACUUGCACAGGUGACUAAAGCAACAUCUGUUUAUGGCUCAAGGGAAAAUGAUUUAUUUUAUAUCCUGGAUAUUUUGCCACAGCAUAAGCAAAAAGCUGGGAUGUCUGGCCUUGGAAUUUUCUAUCACUCUCAAGGCUAUUAGUCUUUCAGAGCCUUUGGUAGGGAGGGAAGAAGAGUUGCCUCAGCAUUUUAACUAACCUGUCUACCAAAUUUCUUCUUCCUGAUAUUUCCAGCCACAGCACGACAAAGACUUCCCAGUCCUGUCCCAGAUUAGGUUAGAAGAAGGAAUGGGAUGGAAGGGGGUGGUUGUGUGUGGUAGGCCUCACAAAUGAAAGAGAUGAAUAAACAAGAGUGUCUAGUCCAAGUGGUGUCUGAGAAAUAGACAUCAGUUCUCAGAGAUUACCCAGCUGGAAAACUGCCCAGAGGGAGCUUUACAUGCAAAGCCCCAGUGAAGUCUAGUGCCGUAGAAUUAUUUAAAUCCACCGCCAAGCCCCUGUUGAUGCAAAUGUUAGUAGCCCCAAGCUGAACGGGUUAAUGAACUACUGCAGUAGUGUUAGGUGCAUGGGUUUGACCUACAUAAAUCAUUAUUAAUAAGUAAAAUGGAAUCUUUGACACAUAUUUGUGGAGAAGCUUGUUUGAUCACUACCUUUCACUGAAGAGUAAAACAUAGAUCAUUGAUGUCACCUCAUUUUGCACUUUGAUGCUAUUUCACUCUUCAGGUGGUUGUACUUGGACAGUUUAAUGAAGGCCGACUUUAAGGGUGCAGAGAUGGAGAACGUGGCAUGUGUGAGAGGUGGGAGGGCAGAGACGCCUUGCAGUUCCUGUGAGGAGGGACUUACUGUCUCCUCUGAAACAGAAAUUCAGGGCUGCAGAGACGGUAGGAAAGUGUAGUUCUCUUGUCAAAACACAGGCUAAAAGCAGGGACUGCCUAACUUACUAAGCAGAGAAAACCAAAUGUCAUUUUCAACCAAAAUUUACAAACAUUAGAGUUUAUGGUCUUCGUUAGGAUACUUUUCAAGACCUGGGAAAUAUUUGUAUCCUUUGGUGAGAAGAAGGAUCAAUUACUAAAGCCGUAAGAUUUCAGUAACAAAGGCAAUUAGUCCUUUGUCAUCUGUGUUGAGUUUGGUUUUCUUCUGUUCUUAGCAUGUCAGCUACUAGAUCUUUGAUGAACUGUUGCUCUCCUUUAAAUGUUUCUUUUAUUAUAUUGAUGAUAUGCACUCAUUCGGUAUUCUUAUUUCAAGCCAAGUUAAGCGCUUUACAUUUUAUUGCCAUCUGUAUCUCCCUCUAAGCAGCCUGGCUCAUAGCAGCCACACCUGCAUCUGUUUUGACUAGCCUGCAUAACCCACACAUUUUUCAUUCAAAACUAUCCUAUUACCUUCUUAUUUAUGUGCAUUUCUUUUCAUAUACAGUGUCUGCCAAAAUAGUAGCAAAUGCUUUAUCAAUGUAUAGAUUUCAAUUAAAAAAAAAAAACUAAGCAAAAGGAAAAAAAUGUAAUAUUCCAAAAGCCGCACUUCUUUUAUCACCAGUACACUUUUUUCCAUCAUCAUAAACUUAGUUUCAUGAACAUGUUAAUAUCUUUGAUUUAAACGUUGGGGUAGAAAUCAGGACAAAAUUUAAAUGGCAUCUCCAGGACUUAAUCUCAGAUAUUCUGGUUGAAGAUAGAUAAGGUUGUGGCUGCCUUUCAAGUUUUUUAAAUUUUUUAAAUUAUAUAAUGUCAGAAAAUUAAAUCACAAAUGAGCCUUCCAGAUUGUGAGGAAAAUUACUUGGCUGAAAAUGACUUUGCAUAAUGUCCAAAUCUUAAAGUAUCUGCUCAGAUGUUUGUUUCAUCUGAAAUGCUGCCAAAUCCAUCUGUAUUGAGGAAAGCACUAUGAGGUAGUUUCAGAGAAAGCGAAAACAAAACACAGCAAAACAAAAAUGCUAUCACAGAAAUUGGACAGCCCAAUGUGUUAAGUAUUACAUACCUGGUACAAAAGCAGAAAAACUGAAGCUCUCUGGGAAGUUAUGGCAAUAGCGGUCUAGGAAUUCUGGGCCUUUAGAAAUUAUAAUUCCCAGUGAUGCAGGGAUGUGCAGCACCAGACACUGUUUAAUCACAAUGAGCUGCCAUCUUGCCUCAUUAAAUUGUAUCUUACAACAUAGAAGUGAAUGAAAAUAUAUUAGGAUUUGGGAAUGUACUAUUCCUUGACCUCCUUGCACAUAUAAAUUAAAGAUGUUCUGGAAAAUAUGAGGACUUGAUAUUCACUGCCCUGGAGCACUUUUCUCCAACCUUUUAGAUUCCUGCACUCUAUUAGUAAAAUAUUGUAGUACAACAACUCUAUAGACUGAUACAUGCUGCUCUCAAUCCAUAUACUGCAUAUUAGGACAGCUUUUCUAAAUGAGCAUGAAUAUAAAUGGAAAUUCUAGUAUUUUAUUCACCUACCACAGUGAAUCAUCUUUAUAUUUUACUUUGUAAACUGCUAUAGUUGGCCAGUGAGUCUUCACUUUUAAUGAGUCACAUGUCACUUUGAGAGCUGGAUAAAUCAUAAAAGACAUAAACUAGCAGCCUUCCAAAAAUGUGCAUAUGAACCCACUCCAGACACAUAUACUUCCAGAGCUUGGGGAAACUCUAUAGAAUGUACUCUUCAGCCACCCUAGUGACGUACCAUAGACCAUAUUGUCUAGAUGGGACAAAAUAAUAAAUUUUGACUAAGAAUUUAUUGUUUAGAGAGAGAAAAUAGUAAAUGAUGUUUGAAAUAAGAACACAAUAAAUAACAGACAAGUCUGUGACUUUUGGUUUAGAUGAGACCACUUUUGAUUUUGAGGAAUGAAAGGAGUUAGGUUUUUGGUCCUGAUGUAUAAAAUGAUUCAUGAAGUUUCACAUACAGACAGUAGUUUUAUUUUCAGCAGAUAUUUACCAUAUCUCUCAAUGAAUUUUUUGCCAAUUUUUGGUAAAUAUGCAUUGCUAUAGAUAUACCAACUUUUUUGGUUAUGUUUAGUAACUAAUUUCAUUUUUUCUCUCGAUGUAAGUAUAGCUAUUAGACCUUGCAUUGAAAGCCUUCUUUGUGCCAACAAUCGUCCUUUUAUUAUUACCUUCAUAGUUGCUUUAAAUGACACAUUUAUUUCGAGUUCUACUUCCGGCAGAGUUGCAAAGUCUAUCAGAAUGUUACCUCCUGUCUCAGAAGCUUAUUAGAUAUUGCUGCCACCUAAAUAUUGUAAUAAAAGUGUUUAAAUAAAAAUCUUCUUAACAUUUAAAA
Molecule: messenger RNA, 9985 nt
Organism: Callithrix jacchus (white-tufted-ear marmoset)
Lineage: Eukaryota; Metazoa; Chordata; Mammalia; Primates; Cebidae
Source: RefSeq, a predicted model, not a curated record